This is a messenger RNA of Arabidopsis thaliana (thale cress), 1140 nucleotides long. RefSeq lists its product as hypothetical. The transcript is spliced from 2 exons. Bases 1 to 1140 code for a protein of 379 amino acids. The record is from RefSeq and is marked reviewed. Lineage: Eukaryota; Viridiplantae; Streptophyta; Magnoliopsida; Brassicales; Brassicaceae.
AUGUUCUCAUCUACAACUUCUCACACAAGCGGGUGGGAUUCGGAUGACGAGACUAAAGUGACUCAACUCUUGUCGUCUGAACCAGCCUACCCGUUUUUAUUGAUUGAAUACAUCACUAACAUCCAAAAUUCUUCUUCGGAUGGUCGCGUAAUAGUAUACGACGACGAUUCUUCAAAGGGAAAGGCAACAAAAGUCACUAUUAAGGACAAGAAACUCGAGAAGGAGGUCAUUGAGGCGAUGACUGUCGGAUUUUUACGUGAUGGAUUAAAAUUCUAUCUUUCGUACAGAAGCAGCGACCAUCAACCUGUGAUCACUUAUGAGACCUCCAAUCCCAAACUAGAAAACUUGACCAUUCAUUUACCUUCUGUACCCACCGGUACCAAAAUCCAUAACCUAGCCAUGUCCUCUAUACCUGUUCAAGAUAAAGAUUGGGUAGUGGGUGUCAAAUUAUCGGGAUCUCGGGUUAGUCUUUGCAGGCCUUUUGGCAGCUCUAAAUGGAUCAACAUGAAAUUCAUGUCUCAGUGUAUAAACCCUUUAUCUAGCCUCAUGUUCUCCAAGAGAGAUCAAAGGUUCUACAUUCCAAGUUACGGAGGCAACUACUUGUGCUACUUGGAUCUCAACUCUAAGGAGGGUGAUGAUCAUUUCAACUCUAGGCAGGAGAAUGGGCAACCCAGCUUCAUCGACUUGGAUUAUGAAAAUCUUCCAGAGUCGGUGUUUAAGCAGUUGGCGGGAGUGAGUUCAUGUUCCAAGACAGAUCACCUUGUGGAGUCACCCACCGGCCAACUUUUCCUCGUCAAGUGGUUCGUGGAGGACGUGGAGGACCUUUGCGACAAUACACCCAUGCACGUAACAAAAAAGUUCAUGGUGUUUAGAGCAAAUGAGGCUUCUGACGAAAAGAAGAAGACUAUGAUCUACACAGAACACAUUGGAGAUCUUUGCAUUUUUCUUGGACAUAGUGAGGCUUUCUGCAUCCCGGCUAGUACGUCGUGUGGACUCGAGCCUAACUGCAUCUAUUUUGUUGGCAAUAACUUUGGUGUUUAUGAUCUCACCACCGAAACUUGCUCUACCUUUUACACUAGUGUAAGGCCACUAAAGAACGUUAGUUUCCCUUACUGGCCUCCGCCAACCCCUAUCUACUAG